UGAACCUGGGCCUGAAACAAUGUCCUCCACGGAAAGAAACGUAAAGGACACUUGAUCACACAAUCUUUGGAAUUAUUUCCAGGAAUCACUUGCAGAAACCAUUCGAAGCACCCUUUCCCUGGCAGAGCACACAGGGACGGCCAGGAGAUGAGCGCAUCUUUGAAUUGCAAGUCUUUUUCCAAAGAGCAGCAGACCAUGGAUAACUUGGAGAAGCAACUCCUCUGUCCCAUCUGUUUAGAGAUGUUCACGAAACCCGUGGUCAUUCUCCCCUGCCAGCAUAACCUGUGUAGGAGAUGUGCCAGUGACAUUUUCCAGGCCUCUAACCCGUACUUGCCCACAAGAGGAGGUAGCACUGUGGCCUCGGGGGGCCGAUUCCGUUGCCCAUCCUGCAGACACGAAGUGGUUUUGGACAGACAUGGGAUCUACGGGCUUCAGAGGAACCUGCUGGUGGAAAAUAUCAUUGACAUCUACAAGCAGGAGUCCACCAGACCAGAAAAGAAGUCCGACCAGCCCCUGUGUGAGGAGCACGAAGAUGAGCGCAUCAACAUCUACUGUCUGAACUGCGAAGUGCCCACCUGCUCUCUGUGCAAGGUCUUCGGGGCGCACAAGGACUGCCAGGUGGCUCCCCUCACUCACGUGUUCCAGAGGCAGAAGUCUGAGCUCAGCGACGGCAUUGCUGUCCUUGUGGGAAGCAAUGAUCGGGUCCAGGGAGUGAUCAGCCAGCUGGAGGACACCUGCAAAACGAUCGAGGAAUGCUGCAGAAAACAGAAACAGGAACUUUGUGAGAAGUUUGAUUACCUGUAUGGCAUCUUGGAGGAGAGGAAGAACGAAAUGACCCAAGUCAUCACCCGAACCCAAGAGGAGAAGCUGGAACAUGUCCGUGCUCUCAUCAAAAAGUACUCUGACCAUUUGGAGAACGUGUCAAAGUUGGUUGAGUCAGGAAUACAGUUCAUGGAUGAGCCGGAAAUGGCAGUGUUUCUGCAGAAUGCCAAAACCCUGUUACAAAAAAUUUCUGAAGCAUCGAAGGCAUUUCAGAUGGAGAAAAUAGAACAUGGUUAUGAGAACAUGAACCACUUUGCAGUCAACCUCAGUAGAGAAGAAAAAGUAAUACGCGAAAUUGAUUUUUACAGAGAAGAUGAAGAAGAAGAAGGAGAAGAAGGGGAGGGAGAGGGAGAAGAGGUAGUAGAAGUGGAAGAGGCGGAAAAUGUUCGAACAGAGUCAUCAGGAGGAGAUGAAACCCCAGAGAAAGGUCUGGAGUCCCGUCCGCCCACCUCAGAGCUCCAGGCUGCCCCAGAGCCUCCCCCAGCCCUGCCACCCGCUGCGGAUGCCCCGGUGACACAGGGGGAGGUUGUACCCACUGGCUCUCAGCAGACCACAGAGUCUGAAACUCCAGUCCCUGCAGCAACGGACACUGCGGAUCCCUUGUUUUACCCUAGUUGGUAUAAAGGCCAAACGCGGAAAACCACCACAAACGCACCUUCCACCCCAGGGAGCGAAGGUCUGGGGCACGUAGGGCCUUCAGGUUCUGAGGAUCCGAAUGUGCGGAAGGCAGAAGGGGCAGAAGCCGCAGCCAGUGAGAGGGCAGCAGUGAGUGGUAAGGAAACUAGCUCACCUGCGGCUACUUCUCAGGAGUUAGCAAUCUGCCUAGCACUCUUGGCUUUUCUUGUACUUCACUACAUCUGGCGUCAGAUUCAGUGCUUGAUUUUUACUCUAAUGGACUGGAUUUGAGGACACUCCCCUCCAGGGACAGGCCGCAGCUUCAGGGAGUGGGAAUGGAGCUGAUUCUCAACCAGCUCGCCAUGUCUUCUCCUUUUCCUGGUUGAACUCCCUGAAUGAAUGAUGUUCAUUCCAACUGCUGCACCUCUGUCUGCCUGGCUGAGAUUCACACAGGCAGCAGGGAACCUAGAUAAAACUAACAGUAUGCAGGUGAUGAAAGGGACCUCUGAACGGGAUUUCUACCAAAAAUAUCCUUUAAUUCCAGAUGACUUAGCUAACACAUUGAGGGAAAACAAUGCUUUGAGAAAACAGCUGCAGAAAGCAUUGGGAAAAAAGGAACUUGAUCUUACGCAAAUCUUUUAUUGUGUGGGAAACAUUAUGAAGGGUUUGUAGGUGUGAUAUGUGUGUGUGUGUGUUUCAGUAACAAGUGGCAGAUGUUGAAAAAUGUGGGCACUACUCUCUCAUCUCUAAUAGGCACUGUCUUUUGUCGUGAAAUCAUAGUAGCUCUUAUUCUCUUUCCUCUUUAACAGUGCAGGUGGUCAGUGAAAUUCAGUGUUAAUUCAGAAGUGACUGAUUUAUCAAUAUAUGGACAAAAGGUAAAUCAUUGACCAAAGAUAUGAGAUGCUUCACAAAGCUUUCCUCUUUUCCACGACAGAUGUCGCUGAAUGGAUAUCCAGAAAUGUUCUUUGACUCUGGUGGUACUUUCAUAGUCCAGAAGGCUAAAAGCCAAGGACACUUCUUGUGACACUUUUCUAAUCUUAGUUUUAGAUAUCAGGCACUUUAACUAAAGAAGACUUUUCAACAGGAACUGUCUAUUUUCUUAUGUAUCCACUGAGGCACCAAUCUGCUGAACCGUAGAAUAACUACAUGUAUUUAAAUAUAUAUAUACACACACACAAUACACAUUAUACAUAUACAAAUAUAUAUAUAUAUGUAUUUAAAUCAUGCUUUAUUUGUUCCACCAUAAUUUUGCCUCCUUCGAAACAUAAGUUUAACUUUACUCUGUAUGAACUCUUAAAUAAAUGCUGUUUUUAACAA
Messenger RNA from Lagenorhynchus albirostris (white-beaked dolphin), 2754 nucleotides. It is a transcript of the gene TRIM55, whose product is annotated as tripartite motif containing 55. The transcript is spliced from 11 exons. Gene Ontology annotation, molecular function: zinc ion binding. Lineage: Eukaryota; Metazoa; Chordata; Mammalia; Artiodactyla; Delphinidae. The record is from RefSeq and is a predicted model, not a curated record. Bases 148 to 1728 code for a protein of 526 amino acids.